AUGACAUUUCUUAACUAUGAAAUUCAAAUUCAAUUUCUAAAUUAAUUAUAUAAAUGCCUCCAAAUAUUUAUUAAUCUAAUUACUUUAUAUUAACAGCUACUUUCCUUUUGGUGUGUUUUUAGUAUUACCAACCAACAACUCUUUAUUUUUAUCUACAUACCUUCAUUUAACCAAAUCCUAAUGAGCAAGUCCUUUUAAUGUCAGAUUGAUUUGCAAUCCUUGAUAUCAAAUACUCCUAUACCCUAAUCAGUUUCAUUAGGAAUACCAACCUUACUUUAUAGUGCUUCAUCUUUUGAUAUGUUUACACACACAUGUCUAUUUGUUCUACAAUCAUAAUUUUACUUACUUGCUUACUUAUUUACUAAGUUAUAACAAUCACUAUAAUAUUUUAAUAUAUCUUUGAAUUCACCUAUUUUCAAUAAUAAAAUAGGAAAUGCCUUCGUAUUUUAUCCUUUAUCUAUACCCAUCCUCGCAAUUCCAACUUCAGUUCAAAACCACCUUUCUCUCAAAUUUUUUCUAAUAGAACUUAAGUUAUAACUAGGUCAUGGAAAAUUUGUUCUAUUAUUUGUUAUUUUACAACCUUAAUAGAUUUGCUUAAAACAUAAGAAGUUCACUUUAAUUUGUAGCUUAUUAAAAUUUUUAUAUGCUUGAUAAAGCACUAUAAUUUUCCUAAUUCAAGGAACCUCCAUCUUAGUUCCUUGAACUUUUAUAACAACCUCUAAAUGUAAUCAAAUCAAAGCCCAACUACUUUUAUAAAGAAUACGAAAAUUCACCCAACAAAUUCAAAAGAUUGAGAAUUUCAACUCAGCAUGAAGGCGCUGUCAAUAAUAUUGUUAUUGACUUAAAUAUUCCAAGUCCUAACUUUAGAGUUUAACAAAAAUUGGAUUACCAUGACAAUAACAUCACAAUCCAUUCUCAAAUCACUAGUUAAAAAACUACACCAAAAACUUCGAGAUCAAAUAGUCCGUUAAAGAAAGUUUAUUUGGGCUCUAGCCUAGUAGCUAAAAGAAAAUUAAAUGGCUAUGUAAAACGCAAAAAAUCACCUGACCCUUAUGAAAUAUGUCGAUAAAUGACAAAGAAAAUAUAAUAUAAGAAAACUGAAACUUUGACUAUUGCUUCUCAAACUCUCUUUCUUUUAGCAAAAUAUGGUACUUGA
Molecule: messenger RNA, 1156 nt
Organism: Paramecium octaurelia
Lineage: Eukaryota; Ciliophora; Oligohymenophorea; Peniculida; Parameciidae
Source: the annotation of a GenBank genome assembly